This is a messenger RNA of Huiozyma naganishii CBS 8797, 765 nucleotides long. It is a transcript of the gene NRG1, whose product is annotated as transcriptional regulator NRG1. Gene Ontology annotation, molecular function: DNA-binding transcription factor activity, RNA polymerase II-specific; RNA polymerase II cis-regulatory region sequence-specific DNA binding. Bases 1 to 765 code for a protein of 254 amino acids. The transcript has a single exon. Gene Ontology annotation, cellular component: transcription regulator complex; PcG protein complex. The record is from RefSeq and is a predicted model, not a curated record. Lineage: Eukaryota; Fungi; Ascomycota; Saccharomycetes; Saccharomycetales; Saccharomycetaceae. Gene Ontology annotation, biological process: regulation of transcription by RNA polymerase II.
AUGCUAGGACCAAUAACUGUACCCCCUCUAUCGUCAUACUCUGGCAUUCGCCCAAUGCAACAACUCUCUCCAAACAGCCGCUUCACUGCCCCAGCUAUCACAAACGACUCCCUUGAGGAGAACAUUUCCGCUAAAUACGCUACGCUGCUCCCAUCGCUCCAUCACUCGACGGCAUCAUUGGAGGACGACCUGAAGUGCAAACUAAACACCACUGCGCUCAAAUUCUUGAUAUCCAAGCCCGAGGGAGAAGUGUACGAUUCGUCGUACAGCUCCGCGUACAACUCAGAAAGCAGCGACUCCAUCUCGCUACCGGGCGGCUCGAGCACGAGUUCCACACCUUUACAACAGACCAACACAACGAACACAUAUUCUUUAUACCCUUUCCCGGCCCCCAAUGUGGAACGCACACCAAGAACGCUGAGUUACAACUCGCCCAACAGAAUCGAAAAACUGGAUACAUCCCAAGUGACGUUCCUCUCACUGAAGGGUUCUAAACCAUUGGCGAGGAACUCCAGGGAGGAUCUGAGCGCGACGCUGGAGCAGAGGCGGAAGUAUCUGUGCACGACGUGCACGAAGGGGUUCACGACGUCGGGCCACCUCGCGAGACACAAGCGGAUCCACACGGGGGAGAAGAACCACCUGUGUCCCUUCGAAGGUUGCAAACAGAGAUUCAGCCGGCAAGAUAACUGUCUGCAACACUACAGGACGCAUUUCAAGAAUUUUACAUUCACAAAUUUGGCGAACAAAAAGGGUACCUGCAUAUAG